AACCGAAAACAGUCCAUACUGAUUUGUUCCCCGUGAACGAGCCAUGAAUGUGAGUCGGUGAUGAUUUCGGUUUCCUAGGGGCCUAGCCCAUCAUUAGCACACGGCCCGACGACACCUUCCGCGGGUUGUAAAACUUGGAAAGGCCCACGUGAACGCACCGUGGGCAGCGUUCCGUCCCCGCCCCAUGCGAUGCCGGAAACGAACCAAACGAGAAAGUAGAAACCACUAAACCACCAGUUCUUGCCGUUUUCGACCCCAGCCGUUAAAAGCGCCACGCGUGACGCGCCCACGCCGCCUUCCACAUGGCCUCAAACCAAACGAACCAAACCCUACGUAGCGAGCACACCGCGGGCGGCGGCAUAAGCAUGGGGAGCGUCGCGCCCGCCGAACUGGUCCUGAAGGCGGCGUGCGAGCGCUGCGGUGCAGCGUCGGGACUCUACGCGACGUCGUGCCGGCACACCACGCUCUGCUCCGACUGUGGCAUGACCUUGGCGCUCGCCCGCGGGCGUUGCACCGUGUGCAGCGCCCCCGUUACCAGGCUCAUCCGGGAGUACGAUGUCCGGGUGGAUACCUCCGCGGAGAAGGAGAAGACCCACUACAUCGGCAGGUUCACCACCGGCUUGCCGCCCUUAUCGAAUGAGAGGAGCGCAGGGAAUAGAUGGACUCUUCGCAAGGAUGUCCCCCAUGGACAGCAGCUUACUGGGAAUAUGCGGGACAAGCACUACAGCAAGAUGCCAUGGAUUCUGGAGGAUGAGACGGGGGAACAUCAGUAUCAGGGCCAAACUGAGGAUCCACCUGCCACAUACUAUUCGCUUACGCAAAAAGGCAAUGACAUGAUUGCUGUUCAAGUUGGUUCCUGGUACAACUUCAGUAAAAUUGCACAGUACAAACAGCUGACCUUGGAAGAAGCUGAAGAGAAAAUGAAUAGAAGGAGAAGCAGUGCAUCUGGGUAUGAACGAUGGAUGAUGAAGGCAGCUACAAAUGGACCUGAUGCCUUUAGUUCAGUUGUGAAGAGGCUUGAUGAUGUAAAUAGAGGGGCAACAAACGGUGUUCACCCCAAGAAAGGAGAUAGGAAUGAGAAUGGAAAUCAAUCUGACAAAGUUGAUGACAAAGAAGAAGAGGGAGCUGCAAGGAAAAACAGGCUUGGGCUUACUAUGAAGGACAUGGGCGAGGAUUAUGAGGAUAGUGGAAACGACAUAGAAUUUGAUUUGGAUGAUGAAAUUGAGAAAGGUGAUGAUUGGGAGCACGAGGAGAUCUUCACUGAUGAUGAUGAGGUUGUGGAUGUUGAUAUAGAGCAAAGACCUGAGUUAGCUGAUCCUGAGGCUGCUCCUCCUGAAAUUAAACAGGAUGACAACGAGGAUGAACUAGGCUGCAGUGACAACUUGAGCAAGUCCGGCCAGGAGCUAAAGAGGCUGCUCCGCCGAGCUGCUGGGGAAAAUGAGUCUGAUGUUGACGACAAAAGCACAUAUGAAGAUGACCUACCCUCGCCAAAACCUGCUCCAAAACUUGUACCCAAAAGUGAACCAGAUGAUAGCAGCCCUGCUAAACCAACACCAUCAGGGCACGCUCAGAGCGCUACACCUUCAUCCAAAUCCACUCAAAAGAGGAAAUCAGGGGGUGGUGAUGCAAAUAUUUCUAAUGGUGCACCCUCGAAAAAGAUAAAGAUGGAACAUGAAACCGGAACAUUGGCUGUCAAGGAUGAAAAUCCGUCUUAUUUGGAACCAACUUCGAAAGCAUCUCUUUCAGCAAGAAGAGAAUCAUCACCCAUUACAGAGGAAGAAGUCAGGACAGUACUUCGUGCAAUUUCACCCACGACAAGCCAAGAUCUGGUGUCGAGGUUCAAGACUCGUCUAAUAACUCAAGAGGACAAGAAAGCAUUUUUGGGCAUUGUGACGAAAAUAUCUCGCAUACUUAAGCACAACGGCGGUAGGUAUAUCGUUCUUCGGCACGAACAUAUGUGAACAGACAAAUUACUCUACCUGUAUAGUGCAACAGAUUCUUUAAUGCCACAAGGCAACAGCAUGAGUUUUUCCCCCUAGCUUAGAGCUUAGGGUUUAGGUAUUAGGUAUAUUGGGUACUGGCAACCAAGAUGCUCAGCAAGAGGCCUCUGCAGUUUUUCUCCCUUAUAAUGUACUUCCUGAGAGCUGAGAAUGAAAUGAGAAAACGAGAAUGGAAUCUAUGGUAGAUUCUUAUAAUCCAA
This is a messenger RNA of Zea mays, 2200 nucleotides long. RefSeq names its product transcription initiation factor IIF subunit alpha. Gene Ontology annotation, biological process: transcription initiation at RNA polymerase II promoter; positive regulation of transcription elongation by RNA polymerase II. Gene Ontology annotation, molecular function: RNA polymerase II general transcription initiation factor activity; DNA binding; TFIIF-class transcription factor complex binding. The record is from RefSeq and is a predicted model, not a curated record. The coding region runs from base 303 to 1961 and encodes 552 amino acids. Lineage: Eukaryota; Viridiplantae; Streptophyta; Magnoliopsida; Poales; Poaceae. The transcript has 9 exons. Gene Ontology annotation, cellular component: transcription factor TFIIF complex; nucleus.